CUGUUUAUCCGCCGCUGUCGUCGUCAAUCUUCCGCCACCCUCGCCCUCCCACACGCCGCACCAAAUCUCUACAAAUACGACAGAAAAAACCAGAAACUUGCUCUACCCGUACACUCACUCUACUUUUGGCAGAGUUUCAGUCCGAGAAGACUCUCCUUCCUCAUUACGCCAUCAUAAGAAGUCUAGGCAAAUAGCAGCAAGCCGGGGGAAAGAUAUCGUGGCAUUGCGAUCUAGGGUUUAGCCGCCUUGGAAGGGAAUGUUGGAUCGGCGAUGGAUUUCUGGCCGGAAUUCUUGGCGAACAGCUGGGGAAGGGAGUUCGUGGCCGGAGGACUCGGAGGGAUGGCUGGUGUUGUCGCCGGAUAUCCCUUCGAUACGCUGCGAGUGCGCAUACAGCAGCCCGCCGCGCCGGCGAGCGAUGUUCGCCGACCUUCCGCUACCGCCCUGUUUCGAUCCAUUCUGCGCUCCGAGGGUCCUGCUGCUUUCUAUCGCGGCAUGACGGCCCCCUUGGCUUCGGUCGCCUUCCAGAAUGCUAUGGUUUUCCAAGUAUACGCGGUGUUAUCAAGAGCUUGUGAUUCAGACAAGAAUAAUGAUCCUCCUUCCUACAAAAGUGUUGCACUCGGCGGCUUCGGAACUGGUGCCCUACAAAGUUUACUACUAAGUCCCGUAGAACUAGUAAAGAUCAGACUUCAGCUGCAGACAAUGGACCGCCGCCAUCAUCGCCGAGAGGAUUCCGUGGGGCCAUUGACUAUUGCCAAGAGAAUCAUAAAAAGCGAAGGCCUGCCAGGAAUCUACCGAGGCUUCACGAUCACCAUUCUCAGAGAUGCUCCUGCUCACGGUGUUUACUUCUGGACUUACGAAUAUGCGAGGGAACUAAUGCACCCCGGCUGUCGAAAGUGGGCCAAUGAAAGCCUCAGCACAAUGCUCGUUGCUGGAGGACUGGCCGGAGUUGCAAGCUGGGUGUGUUGUUAUCCUUUGGAUGUGGUGAAGUCCAGACUUCAGGCUCAGUCCCAGCCGAGAGGAAGUCAGGCGUGGCCGAAAUACGAUGGAAUCAUCGAUUGUUUUCGAAAAGAAGGCUAUUCGGUGUUGUGGCGUGGAUUGGGAACUGCGGUCACGAGAGCGUUUGUUGUCAAUGGAGCUAUCUUUUCUUCUUAUGAGUUGGCUCUCAGGUUCCUGGUUAAUGGCAGCGAAAGAAUUAGAUUAGAGAAGAGCUGAGGAAUAACAACAGAGUGAUGGCAACCUGGUGAUUGGACAUUUCCUCCCACACCGAAAGUUCUCAUGGUUGAAGUUUAUCGACCCAAGACUUAUUUCUAGAUAUGAUGUCACUGGUCAUUCAUGAUUUUCUUUAGGGGCAUUUACAUACA
Phalaenopsis equestris is the source of this 1361-nucleotide messenger RNA. RefSeq names its product mitochondrial arginine transporter BAC2. NCBI's taxonomy places the organism in Eukaryota, Viridiplantae, Streptophyta, Magnoliopsida, Asparagales, Orchidaceae. Gene Ontology annotation, biological process: transmembrane transport. Gene Ontology annotation, molecular function: transmembrane transporter activity. The record is from RefSeq and is a predicted model, not a curated record.